Messenger RNA from Diabrotica balteata, 4615 nucleotides. The record is from the annotation of a GenBank genome assembly. NCBI's taxonomy places the organism in Eukaryota, Metazoa, Arthropoda, Insecta, Coleoptera, Chrysomelidae.
CUUUUAUUUAAAUGGCGUUGGUGGUUUGAAAUUUGUUCACGAUUAGUAGAAGUCCGUUAUUAGAUAAAAAUGUAAUUAAAACUUCUGUUAUGAAGUGAAAAUCGUGUGACCCAUUUCUAUGUAAUCAAUGUUUAUUAGAUAAAAGAAAAAUAACGCAUUAGUUAGCGAGAAGAACAAGCAAAAUGGGUAGAGCCACACCUACUGAACCCACAACACCAAUAGUCCAAACUAGAAGACAGAAAAUGACCUGCCAAGAGAUUCUUCCUUCACCAUCGACUCCACAUAGAAUCGAAUUAAGAACCGAGAGCUCAGAUGAUAUAAAGAAAGUUGUUCAACCUUUGGAACCUGUACCAAAAUCAAAGAAAAGACUGAAAAAUGGAACAGUGUUCACAAACGGCAGUGAAACCAAAAUUGUGGAGAAUGGAAAUCACAAAUUGACUGAAUACUUUCCAGUGAGGAGAUCUGUACGUAAGACGACAAAGACUGUAUUAGAAGAAAAACAGAGAAGUUUAGAAUUUGCUUUGAAAAAUGAAAUUGAGGAAGGUUUGGAGGUUAGGAUAUUUGACGGUAAAGGUAGAGGUGUAGUAGCAUCCAAAGAUUUUUCCAGAGGCGACUUCGUAGUAGAAUACAGUGGAGACCUCAUUGAUCCUAUUGAAGCGAAGGCACGUGAAGAAAAAUACGCUAGGAAUGAAAAUACUGGUUGCUACAUGUAUUAUUUUAAGUAUAAUAAUCAGCAGUAUUGUGUCGAUGCCACUUCCGAAUCAGGCAAGAUUGGUCGUCUCGUCAAUCAUUCGAGAAACGGUAAUCUCGCCACCAAAACGAUUGUGAUCGACAAUAAACCCCGACUAGUACUUUUAGCGAAAGACGACAUCAAAUGUGGCGAAGAAAUCCUUUACGAUUACGGAGACAGAUCGAAAGAAUCGCUGAAACAUCAUCCCUGGUUAGCCUAUUGACAUAUCUUUGCAGCAAGUGAUGUUUUUAAUUAGUAUGUGCUAUAUUUGAAGUUUUUUAAAAUAAUGUUUUAGACAAGUUUUCCUUUUUUUAUUCCAGUGAACUAUUCAAAAUUGAUGGAUCGUUUUACAACUGAAAAUAAAAAAAAAAUGAGAAUUGAAAAACAGUGAAUUAUUUUAUUUCACUGAAUUAUUUUAUUACAAACAAAAAGUAAAAUUUACUUUGACAUUUAGUACUCCAAAAAAGACUUCCGUACUCUCUAAUCAGUAAACCGUUCCAUAUUUUUGAAUAUCUUGGAUAAUGUGAGAAUAUAGACUUCUAAAACAUAUUCCAUGCAUACAUUUCUAUGUAGAAAAAUAAAAGUUCUCGAACUAUUAAUGAAAAAAUGUGAAAAUAUUAUUAAAAAAAAAACAAUUCAUCGUUUACUUGAGUUUCUCAAAUAACUACAUUUUGCAAAUCUCCAAAAUGUACGUUUAUUUUCCUUAUCACCAGAUUAUAACCAAAACAUUUUUGUAUGGAAAAAGUUUUAUUUUAAUCACUUUUCUGCCAUUACUACACAUGACCACUUCAGUUAUUUGUAUUAUAUGUGGUCAAUCAUUGUGUUUUUAAUUUUUAUAAAUCUGUGAAUAUCCUCAUUGGUAUUUCUUUCUUGACAUAUUUUCUAUCUGACCUCCCCCAGUGGUUAGUGAUCCAACUUCGGAAUAAUAUGUGACAAUACUGUGUAUAAUAGUCUGAUAUAUCCUUUUCUUUUGUUCAUAUUUCGAGAUAUUUUUGUUCGAACCCGAUUAUCAUUUUUAUAGCUUUUCUUCCUUGCGUAUUUCAGUCUUUUAUUGCUUCAUCCAGGGUCGCAUCAUGACCCAAGAUCCCUAUGGGUUUGAGAAUGUCAAUCUCUUCGUGUACCCAUUAUCUGACAUUCUGGCAUUCUUCUCCAGAGUUGUAAGGCAUGUUCCAAGUAUAUUUGAAAUAGGUGAGAGGCAACAUGCCUGGUUUUUACCUUUGUUUACCCCAAAUUGACGGUUUCACUUUUAUAAUGGCGUCUUCGUAUAACUCUUUCACUGAAUUUAUUAGCGUAAUGCGUACUUUCUAGGAUUUCUUAUAGUUUUGUGUGGGGGGGCACUGUCAUAGGCUUUCUUCAGAUCGUCAUAUAAAAUGCCCAUUUCUUGAUUAAAUACCAUUUUAUUUUCUAUUAUUUGUGUAAUAGUAAAAAGAUGAUCGACAGUAGACCUUUUAGAUCUUAAACCUGUUUCCAUCCCCAUAUAUUCCUGCAUCACUUGAGCUUCCGGAGCUCUCAGCAUCAUCGAUGUCAGUACGACAGCGUUUGAAUUCAGCAAACCAUCGCUUAAUGGUUGUAUUCGAUGAGCAGAAUCACAGUAUCACUUUUUGAGCCAUGCUCAGUUUGGACGGUAUUUUCCCCAUUAAAUAAAAGUUAUAAAUGCUUUAAUCUUCAAUAAAUAAUCUCGAAUGAUUCACAAAAUAUAUUGAUAAGUUUUGCUAUUGCACUGUGGUGAAGACAUUUAUAGAGUUGUUAUUUGUACAAAUACAACACUUUUAUCAUACUAACACGCAUAGGUACGCCACUGAAUGAAUGUAAAGCUUGAAAUCAUAUCCGUGGUUUGAGGAGUAAACGACUAUUGACGAAAAAGUAGGUCUUUUCGUCUGCCUUAUCAUAAUUUAAGUUGCCUGUAAAACCACGUUUAAACCCAGAUGUUUAUUUAAUAUCUUUAAUGGGAAUUAACCACAAUUUCAGAUAAAAGUUUAAUUUGACGUUUUGAUUUCCACUUCGAAAACAUUAAAAUGCAACAAUAACUUCAGAUUUACCGAGGUGACGUGACACCGACUACAUGACUUUGCAACUGCAAGUGUUAUACUGACCCAGCAACAACCACAUUUUAUUUCAGAUCGCUAUGCUACAAAUCUACGGUUUUAUUACGGCACUUUGCCUACGCAAGGUUGCAAGUCAGUCAAUAUUAAAUAAAUACUUUGAACGCAAUAAAAAGGAAACCGUUAUACUAUUCUAGCCCUAUUUUUAUUUAUCAAACGUUAAUUAUGGUUUCGUCGCUCAGUAGUUAAAACGACCAGUUUAGUGUGAUUGUCUAAGUAAUUCAUGGCAAUGAAACAGUUGCAGAAUUGUAUCUCAAUAUCUGAUAGCACUAACUAAUGUUUGCAGUAAUUAAAAGUUUGCAGAUACGCUAUCGAAUGAUUGUCGAGCUUUCGCGGUCGGAGGAGACAAUCGUAACUUGAGACCAAAAAUCGUUAUUCAGCGUAUCUCACCCAAAUGACGUUUCUGUGUCAUUUUAUAGAUAUAAUGGUGUUCAGUAAUAGUAAAGCAAGUAUCAUUACACGUCAGAGAUUUAAUGACUAGGAAAAUAAACAACCAGCAUUCAUGCUGAAAAUUGUCGUAAAAUUCUAAUUAUUUUAAAUAGUUCGUUUAUCGUAUUUUGUUGAAAGUCAUUGAUUUUGUUUUAUAUUGGAACAUCUGCAUAAUAAUUGAACACAUGAAUUUAAAAAAUUGAGGUCACGUUUAGGGGUGUUAUUUCUCUGUAGUUGUCACCGGUUGUUUCAUCUCAUUUCUUGUGAAUAUGUAUAAUAAAAUUGAAACUUCUAGUCCUCUGAUCAAUACUACUAGUCUAAUAGAAUGCGUUAUUUUUCUGCGGCAUGCUUUAGAGCUUGGCUAUCUGCUCCAGGUAAGUAGUGUUAGUUUUUGACUAACUUUAUUAGUUCUUUCUCUGGUGGGAUGUUAUCUUUCUCUCUUUUGUCUUCUAGCUUAAGUUCUGCUUAUUGGGCAUCUACAUAAUUUCUUUGUACUCGACUUGAUUUUUUUAACUAUAUACGGCUUCACACAGUAUUUCGAUAUAUAACCGUUUGUACUUUUAUAUGCAAGACGGUAUAAGUUUUCGAAUAUGACAGCUUUGUUGUCCUUAUCGACAAAUAAAAUGGUUCUAAACGAUAUGUUCUUUGUGUUUACUUUACUUAUAGGCUCACUAAUGUUAAAAAUGUACAUUUAGACGAAUUUUAUGGUCUUACAAUUUAAGUAUAUACUUUUACGUGAAGAAAUAUAAACACCAUAGUUAUGAAUUCAUUAUAUUUAUGCAUUUUACGAAUUAUUUACAUCUAUAUAUAUCUUUGGAUUAUUUAUUAUUUAUUUGAAGAUAAAUUGAAAAUUUGUAGAUAUGAACAACACAUUAUUUAUAUUAGAGUAGUUUUUGGGUUUUUAUAAUUCUUAAAGAGAAUGUUAAUUAAAUAAAUUAUAUUAAUUAAUGCUGUUUUAAAUUUAGGCUAUUUAAAGUUGAAAUUAAUAAAAAUAUAUAAAUGAAAGUGACACAUUGUUUAUAAUCCUUUAUCAUCUCAAUUUAUUAAUUGAUACAAAAGCAAUGCAUUGUGAUUUAGGUCUAGUAACAUAAAUAACUUACAUUACAAUUAAUAUACAUGCCUUAAUAUCAUAUAAAAUUAAAAUCAUUAGUAGAAUCUACACAUAGACAGGAUGAAAAGGGAUUAUGUAACAAUCUAGUGAUAUUUGUAAUAUAAACGGCGUUUUUGUUGCUUGUUUUAGAGCGUUUCAAAUUGGCACUUAUAUGCUUUGUUGGAUUGUAUAAUAUAGUGAGUUGCAUUUACAUUGUACCUUUUAUUUUAAACUGUGUAUUCUAAAUAAAUACGUUCACUUUAG